CCCCGGUCUGUAGCGACGCAGACCGUCGUCCCCUGCCCGAGGCGCGUGACUGUGGACAACAGCAGUCGCAGUAUUAAUGGUCAGGCUUCUACGACAGGCUCGACAUAGAAGGUAGCCUGCAAUCCCAGCUCUCACUGCAGAGUUGGGUCCCCUUUCGCCGUCGCCAGCCUGACGACUUCCUGGCGCAAAGCCCGCCCACUGCACGCUGAGCCGCCCACUUCCUCUCUCCCCUCCCCCGAACGAGAUGGCUGAGGAGCCGGAGGCCGUGCUCCCUCUCCCUCCUUCGGGUGCGGCGGACGGCGAAGGGCCUACGGACGUCUCUCCAGGAACAGCCACGCCGGAGCCCCCUUCUUCUGCCGCAGUCUCCCCGGGAACGGAGGAACCUGCCGGCGACACCAAGAAAAAAAUUGAUAUCCUGCUAAAAGCUGUGGGAGACACCCCUAUAAUGAAAACAAAGAAGUGGGCUGUAGAGCGAACCCGAACCAUCCAAGGACUCAUUGACUUCAUCAAAAAGUUCCUUAAACUUGUGGCUUCAGAACAGUUGUUUAUUUAUGUGAAUCAGUCAUUUGCUCCUUCCCCUGACCAGGAAGUUGGAACCCUCUAUGAGUGUUUUGGCAGUGAUGGUAAACUGGUCCUACAUUACUGCAAAUCUCAGGCAUGGGGAUGAAGGACAGAGAAAAAGAUCUUGAUAACUUCACAAAGGACACAGCUCUGAAAAGUUUGAUACUUAUGGCAAGAUAUUUGUGGAUAUGAUCUCAGCAUGUUAUCUGCUAAGACCCAUGUUUAUGCAUGUAAAAAUCCAUAGAGUUGACCCACAAAAAUGUGAUUUGCAUUAAUACAGGAGUCAUCGUGAAAGAGUGACAUUAGAGUAUAUACAGCACUACAACUAUUGCUCCAGAUAUGCCUCCAGGAUAUUGAAAAGGAGACUAAGAUUGUAUAAAGCCUCUUUUUUGUUUGUUG
Messenger RNA from Myotis davidii, 960 nucleotides. RefSeq names its product autophagy related 12 (gene ATG12). Lineage: Eukaryota; Metazoa; Chordata; Mammalia; Chiroptera; Vespertilionidae. Gene Ontology annotation, cellular component: phagophore assembly site membrane; cytoplasm; Atg12-Atg5-Atg16 complex. The coding region runs from base 245 to 667 and encodes 140 amino acids. The record is from RefSeq and is a predicted model, not a curated record. The transcript is spliced from 4 exons. Gene Ontology annotation, biological process: C-terminal protein lipidation; autophagy of mitochondrion; nucleophagy.